AGCCCAUGGAACAUUUCUGGAAAGACGCUCUUGAUCCAGCAGGGUGGCCGGCCGGCUGCUGAGCCCUCCGCUGUGCGGGGAGACGGUAUGCGCCUUGCCCGCGGCCCCUGUCCAUGACCAUGACCCUCCACACCAAAGCAUCCGGAAUGGCCCUGCUGCACCAGAUCCAAGGGAACGAGCUGGAGACCCUGAACCUCCCGCAGUUCAAGAUCCCCCUGGAGCGGCCCCUGGGCGAGGUGUACGUGGAGAGCAGCAAGCCCCCGGUGUACGACUACCCCGAGGGCGCCGCGUACGACUUCAACGCCGCGGCCGCCGCCUCCGCGUCCGUCUACGGCCAGUCCGGCCUCGCCUACGGCCCGGGGUCCGAGGCGGCGGCAUUCGGCGCCAACGGCCUGGGGGGCUUCCCGCCGCUCAACAGCGUGUCUCCGAGCCAGCUGAUGCUGCUGCACCCGCCACCGCAGCUCUCUCCCUACUUGCAUCCCCCAGGCCAGCAGGUGCCCUAUUACCUGGAGAAUGAGCCGAGCGGCUACUCGGUGUGCGAGGCCGGCCCCCAGGCGUUCUACAGGCCAAAUGCAGAUAAUCGACGCCAGGGAGGUAGAGAGAGAUUGGCCAGCUCCGGUGACAAGGGGAGCAUGGCCAUGGAAUCUGCUAAGGAGACUCGCUACUGUGCAGUGUGCAAUGACUAUGCCUCAGGGUACCAUUAUGGAGUCUGGUCCUGUGAGGGCUGUAAGGCUUUCUUCAAGAGAAGUAUUCAAGGACAUAAUGACUACAUGUGUCCAGCUACCAACCAGUGCACGAUUGAUAAAAACAGGAGGAAGAGCUGUCAGGCCUGCCGGCUCCGCAAAUGCUACGAAGUAGGAAUGAUGAAAGGUGGGAUACGGAAAGACCGAAGAGGAGGGAGAAUGUUGAAACACAAGCGCCAGAGAGAUGAUGGGGAGGGCAGGAAUGAAGCGGGGCCCUCUGGAGACAGGAGGCCUGCCAACUUUUGGCCAAGCCCUCUGUUGAUUAAACACACGAAGAAGAACAGCCCCGUCUUGUCCCUGACAGCCGAGCAGAUGAUCAGUGCCUUGUUGGAUGCCGAGCCCCCCGUCCUCUAUUCCGAGUACGAUGCCACCAGACCAUUUAACGAGGCUUCCAUGAUGGGUUUGCUAACCAACCUCGCAGACAGGGAGCUGGUUCACAUGAUCAACUGGGCAAAGAGAGUGCCAGGCUUUGUGGAUUUGUCCCUCCAUGAUCAGGUCCACCUUCUGGAAUGUGCCUGGCUAGAGAUCCUGAUGAUUGGUCUUGUCUGGCGCUCCAUGGAGCACCCAGGAAAGCUCCUAUUUGCUCCUAACUUGCUCCUGGACAGGAACCAGGGGAAAUGUGUAGAGGGCAUGGUGGAGAUCUUUGACAUGUUGUUGGCUACGUCAUCUCGGCUCCGUAUGAUGAAUCUCCAGGGAGAAGAGUUUGUGUGCCUCAAAUCCAUCAUUUUGCUUAAUUCUGGAGUGUACACAUUUCUGUCCAGCACCCUGAAGUCUCUGGAAGAGAAGGACCAUAUCCACCGUGUCUUGGACAAGAUGACAGACACCUUGAUCCAUCUGAUGGCCAAAGCGGGCCUGACUCUGCAGCAGCAGCACCGGCGCCUGGCCCAACUCCUCCUCAUCCUUUCUCACAUCAGGCACAUGAGUAACAAAGGCAUGGAGCAUCUCUACAGCAUGAAGUGCAAGAACGUGGUGCCCCUCUACGAUCUGCUGCUGGAGAUGCUGGAUGCCCACCGCCUGCAUGCCCCAGCCAACCACGGGGGCGCACCCAUGGAAGAGACAAACCAAAGCCAGCUGGCCACGACUGGCUCAACUUCACCGCAUUCCAUGCAAACAUAUUACAUCCCUGGGGAGGCAGAGGGUUUCCCCAACACAAUAUGAGAGCUCCCUGGCUCCCCAAAGGUUCUGAGAAUCCCUGCCACAUUUUACCCACGUCAUGCAUCACUCUAGCAGAAUUCUGCUCUUGCACACACUCCAGCAUGCAUCCACCACUAUGGCUUUCUAAUAUGAGUGGCCAUUCAUUUGCUUGCUCAGUUCUUAGUGGCACGCCUUCUUUUGGGAACAGCCAGAGGGAUUCCAGGGCUAAAUUCUUUGCAACAGCUUUCUUUCUCUCUUUGCUAUAUUACUAAGCAUGAGGAUUCCUAUAGCUUUUCAUGACUGAACUCAGUCUGUGAGCUGGGGCUCAGAGGACUCUGUGCAUUUAAGCUACCAGCUGAGACCCAGACCUGUAGAGUGGGCAUUUUGCCUCUGUGAAGCACUUUUUAAUGAAUCUAAGAAUAAGCCACAGGAAAGAAUUGAAAGUGGCUCCUUCAGUUGCUGACUUGGAGAAAGCUAGGUCAAAGGUUCAUUAUAGCAUCCUCUUGUAUUCCUAUAGAAAUAUAUCAUUUUAUUAAAGUAAUACGUUAAAGCUUUUGCUCUAUUGCAUGGCUGUAACAGAAUAUCCAGCAAUUGUCUAUUCAUUUCCCCUAUAGGAAUACAAGAUGCACAAAGGGAAGGAAGAUUCCCUAAUUGUCAAGAGUUUGUCAACUUAAUACACUGAACCUUUAUAUUUGCUGAAUGUUCUUCCGUUGGCUUUUGUGAGCACUAAGUACGGGUCAUGGGUUCCAGUUAAUUCUUGCUUCCCAUGAACCUAUGAAAACAGCUGUUGACCCCAGUUAUGUCACCUCCACAUAGACCAGUGUCCCUGUGAGGGAUAAAUUCUUGUUUUUUGUUUUUAUUUUAUAAAAGAAAGCCCCCAGGACUUGGCAGUGAAUCAGCUUUUGGACCGGUUCUGGUGUGGUCUCACACUUGUCAGCAGAGGGCGCUCUACUUGAAUCUUCCUAGCCUGUAACUUACACAGGAGGUGGAGAGCCAUGUGCAGUGCCCAGCCUAGGACCAAGGGUAGUUUAAAUGAGCGGGCACCCUGGUGACACUUUUAGGGCUAAAUGGCAAAUGUGCAUGACUAUUGUAGGUACUAGAGAACAAGGAGGAAAGCAGGGUAGAAACUGGACAAAACUGUGAGGCUCAGGGUGGCCCUGCCACAGGCUGCGUCUACCAGGGAGGGCUCCUGGCAGACCCCCUAUUGCACUGCGGGGCUGCCCUGGGAUGCACGGAGCAGUUCUCCUCUUCAUUUCCUGGCAUGGCCCUGAUUGGAAGCCGCAGCAGACAGCUGCAGCCCAGCGCACUGUGGGGCCAGGGAAGAGGGAGAGCUUAAGAGCAUUCCCUAUCAGGCUGCCUGGGUCAUGCCCUUGGUUGUUUCAAGCUCAUCUAAAAAUCAGGGUUUGGCCUUGGGAAAAAAAAUAACAACUUCCCCCAGAGCUCAUUUCUCUAAACUUUAUAAGCCAGGCUAGCCAGACUAGCUUUAGGCCACAGGAAUCCUUUGACCUAUAGGCUAAAAAGGAAGGCCUCACUCCAGUCCCAGGGCAGCCUUCCCUGGGCCAAAGAAAGUUUGCUUUCCUCUGGUGACCUCAUUAUCUAUAAUUUGAACCCAACUGAGAGGUGAUGUGUUAGCCAACAACCCAGCCAAGCUGCUAGGGCUUCUCUUGGGAUGUCAGUUUCAAAAAGUAGAUCUCAUUCAUUUCUGAUUGCCCAGUAAGUGGUCACCAAAGGACUGGGAACCUGGGAGGGCAAAAAAAAAAAAAAAAAAAAAAAGGUUUUUUCAUAUAUGUGCAUCUGAAUUUGGGGACAAUUUUAUGUAGCUGCAUUAAGAAUGUGUUUAGAACAUAAUUCUUUUGUUGUUUUUGUUUAAGAAGCACCUUAUAUAGUAUAUAUUUUUUUGAAAUUGCAAUGCUUGUUUAUUAGACAACUGAAUGUAGUAAUUCUGUUCUGGAUUUGAUUUGACUGGGUUAACAUGCAAAACCAACGAAAAAUAUUUAGAUUUUUUUGUAUGCAGUUGUUGAUGCCUAAGGCCUGGUGAUUAUUCAUUUAAAUGAAGAUCACAUUUCAUAUCAACUUUUAUAUCCACAGUAGACAAAAUAGCACUAAUCCAGUUGCCUAUUGUUGGAUAUUGAAUGAUAGACAAUCAUAUGUAGCAGAGAUUAUGCCUGAAAAGGAAAAUUAUUCAGGGCAGCUAACUUUGCUUAACCAAAAUAUCAGUAGUAAUAUUUUUGGACAGUAGCUAAUGGGUCAGUGGGUUCUUUUUAAUGUUUAUACUUAGAUUUUCUUUUAAAAAAAUAAAAAGAAACAAAAAAAAAUUCUAGGACUAUAGAUGAUAUAAUACCAGCUAAAUCCAAACAAUAAUACAGUGGAGGGUUUUACAUUAUUCCUCUAAUGUGUUUGUAUUCAUGUUAAGAUACUACUACAUUUGAAAUGGGCAGGGAAGACCAGAUGGUUGGAAUGUUAGCCCAGCAGUUUCAAAUAAUUUUAGAAAUCUCUUUUUAUUCUUAUUUGAAGUGCCACUAAUGGACAGCUGACACUUUGCAGCUGAGGUUGUUGCCGUUGGGUGUAGGGAACAUGCUGUAUCUUUUCCCCCACUCAGAGGCAAAUUUAGAAUUUGAAAGACAUGAUCUACCUGGGGGGUGGGGUGGCAUGGGGAAGUGGGUUUAGGAAUUUGGAGAGUGGGAAGUAUAAUAAUAAGAGUCUUGAAAGUAUUCUGAGGCAGAUCAAUACUGGUGUCUAAGGGUAUGCCCCAGGGCUCGGAAUUCCACUUCUGCCCUGUAAACCACAAAUAAUUAGCUCUAUCUGAUAGCCAUCUCCAAAAUGGCAGCUUGAGUUCUAGGGAAGAACAUGUGGGAUCUGAAGUACAGUCCAAAGAAUAGCUAGUGGUCUGUGUUUCUUUUAGCCAUUGCCUAGUUCUAGGCUUGCUGUCGUGAUUCUGUAAUGCUGCCAUGUGACAAUCGGAGAGGCUAGUUCAUCCAAAGAGAGGACCCCACGUAGGCUGCAAAGUCCAGCCCCUAAGAAAGUGCAGUUUUUUAUUAGAUUUCCCUAUUAAACUUGCAAGGAUGCAACCAUGACAUAACCCGUGUCUCUUGGGGGCUGAACAAAUAAGGGACUUACUGAUAAUUUACUUUCCAUCGUAUUAAGGUGUCUCACAUUACAAUCUCACACAUUGAAAUGGCCAUUGAUUUAGGCCAUUGGUUUAGAGUACCCUAUAUGAAACCAAUUCCAAACCCCUUCCCACUCAUACUUUUCAACUCUGAGAUGGACUGUGGAUUUUGGGAAUGGUCACUGGGACCGUAGUAAUGUCUAUCUACCAUUCGCAGGUAAAUCUGCUUCAGGAAACCAGUUACUGAGAAGGCAAAUAGAGUCAUACAGUAGCUUAUGAGGCCGCCAUGAUUCUGUUUGGUACAAGUCAUGGGAAGAUGAUCCAGAUUACACUGCACACUUCCUAGGUGAACUCUCUGAAAACUUACUCUCAACUGGAGCAAAUGAAUUUAACUGUGGUCCCAAAUAGCCACCUUUUCAUUAGUGUGAUUACUCUGUUUCUAACUGUAUUUCCUUUCCAUUUAGAGUAAAGUGAAUGUGGCCUCUUUCGAAGUCAUUUAAAAUUGUUUUCUAAGUAAUUGCUGCCUCUAUUAUGGCACUUCAAUUUUGCACUGUCUUUUAGAGAUUCAAGAAAAAUUUUUAUUCUUUUUUUUUUUGCAUCCAAAUGUGCCUGAACUUUUUAAAUAUGUAAAUGCUGCCAUGUGCCAAACCCAUCUUCAGUGUGUUUGUACAGAGCAGUGCACCCUGGAAAUAACAUACAGACCCAUAAGCAGGUGCCUGAGAAAUGGACCCCUUUGCAUUCAGAGAGGUCAUUGGUCAUAGAGACUUGAAUUAAUAAAUGACAUUAUGCCAGUUUAUGCUUUCUCACAGCUUAUAAACAAUGCUUUUGGUGCACAACAUACUCUUUAGUGUAGAGCUCUUGUUUUUAUGGGAAAAGGCUCAAAUGCCAGAUUGUGUUUGAUGGAUUAAUAUGCCCUUUUGCUGAUGCAUACUAUUAUUGAUGUGAUUCUAUUUUGUCGCAGCUUUGCUUUGUUUAAUGAAACACACUUGUAAACCUCUUUUGCACAUUUAAAAAGUAAAGAAUCCAGUGGGAUGCUCAAGCACCUUGAACACUUUUCUCAACCAAUUUGA
Messenger RNA from Equus quagga, 6053 nucleotides. RefSeq names its product estrogen receptor 1 (gene ESR1). The record is from RefSeq and is a predicted model, not a curated record. The transcript is spliced from 9 exons. Gene Ontology annotation, biological process: steroid hormone receptor signaling pathway; regulation of DNA-templated transcription. NCBI's taxonomy places the organism in Eukaryota, Metazoa, Chordata, Mammalia, Perissodactyla, Equidae. Gene Ontology annotation, molecular function: nuclear estrogen receptor activity; steroid binding; sequence-specific DNA binding. Gene Ontology annotation, cellular component: nucleus. The coding region runs from base 114 to 1901 and encodes 595 amino acids.